CUACUUGGUAGUAGUCUGUUACAAAGAAAUUAUCAGGAAAAUGAAGUGGAAAUUGAGCGAAUUUUUUUGGAUAAUUUCCGUAACAGCAGUAAUUGUGAUUAUAAUUUUUAGACGCUGUACGCUAUACCCGAUAGGAACUUGUUCGAAAGACGACAAAGAACAAAGCUUUCCUGACGAUUUCAUUUGGGGGGCGGCCUCAUCGGCUUAUCAAAUUGAAGGAGCGUGGAAUGUUGACGGCAAGGGAGAAAGCAUCUGGGAUCAUGUAUGCCAUACCGAUCCGACAAAAAUUAUAGAUCAAACGAAUGGCGACACGACAGCCAAUUCGUAUGAAUUCUAUAAAGAGGAUGUACGCGCUCUCAAAAAUACCGGAUUUAAAUUCUAUCGCUUCUCGAUCAGCUGGCCAAGGAUACUACCAAAUGGAAGCCAUACAAAUAUUAACGAACUGGGCCUUCAAUACUAUGAUAAUGUAAUCAACGAACUGUUAGCCAACGGUAUACAGCCAAUCGUAACGAUGUUUCACUGGGACUUGCCUCAAGCGUUACAGGAUUUUGGAGGCAUGUUAAAUCCAGUCAUUGUUGACUAUUUUGUCCAAUAUGCAAAACUUCUGAUAGAGCAUUUUGGCGAUCGAAUAAAAAUCUGGAACACAUUCAACGAACCAAAUAUAUUCUGCGAUUACGGCUAUGGCAGGAAUCUUCACGCACCUUUCGUCAACUCCACCGGUUUAGGCCCUUAUCUGUGUAAUUAUCAUGUGUUGCUAGCGAAUGCAAAAGUGUACCGAAUGUACCACGACCAUUACAACAUCGACAAAAUUGGAAAAAUUGGUCUCGUCCUUGAAAGUCAAUUCUAUUAUCCCAAAGAUCCAAAGAAGCCGGAAGAUGUUGAUUCCGCUAACAGAAUGAUAGAGUUUUGGCUUGGCCAAUAUUCCCAUCCAAUAUUUAGUAAGACUGGCGGUUAUCCAAAAGUGAUGGUGGAUAUCAUUCGGAAAAAUAGCCUGGCCGAGGGUUUAAGCGGUUCACGGCUACCAGUAUUUGACGAAUAUCAAAAACAUCUGAUCCGUGGCACUUCGGAUUUCUUUUUCUUAAAUUAUUACACUAGUUCAUAUGUAGAGCCUGCGACCACGGAUCGAUAUUUUCCAAAGCCAUCCCUUUUACACGAUGCAAAUGUGUUUACGACUCAAGAUGAAAAUUGGCCUGUAGCCGCGUCAUUUUGGCUGCGCUCUGUACCAGAUGGACUGAGAAAAUUGCUGAAUUGGAUAAAAAAGGAGUACGACAAUCCACCUGUAAUGAUCACGGAAAAUGGUUGGACUGAUCAUGGAGAGAUAGAAGAUAUCGGUCGUGAGCGGUAUUUGAAAGAUCAUUUAAAAGCUAUGCAAGAUGCAAUUUUGGAAGACGGGUGUAACGUUAUCGGUCAUACGACAUGGAGUAUAAUUGACAAUUUCGGGUGGACAUUUGGAUAUACCAAAAGAUUUGGCUUGUACCAUGUGGAUUUUACGAGUGAGAACAAAACAAGAACACCGAAGAAUUCGAAUAAGUUCAUGCGGAAAGUCAUCGAAACGGGAAAAAUUCCAUCUGAUUGAUGAGCUUUUUACCGUUAUAUCACAGUAUUUUGUACAUAUAAGGGCAUUAGUUAAUCGGAACUAUCAUCAAUUGGUGGAGUCAAAUAAAAUAUCGACUGAUAAAAAAGCUGAAAUAUAAAAAAUACUUUCGGGGCAAAUAAGGUCUUGUC
Messenger RNA from Bradysia coprophila, 1725 nucleotides. Its product is annotated as myrosinase 1-like. NCBI's taxonomy places the organism in Eukaryota, Metazoa, Arthropoda, Insecta, Diptera, Sciaridae. Gene Ontology annotation, biological process: carbohydrate metabolic process. The record is from RefSeq and is a predicted model, not a curated record. Gene Ontology annotation, molecular function: beta-glucosidase activity.